CCGAUACUCAAAGCAAAGCAAACAACUCUUGUGCAAUUAGAGAGAACAAAAAUGGAGACUCCAAUGAAGAUGUUCUGCAUUUUGGGAUUUAUUGUGCUUGUCAGCAUUGCUGGGAUGGAAAGAGUUGAUGGGGCAGGGGAAUGUGGGAAAUCCAAUCCAAACAAUGAAGCUCUGAAGCUCAUCCCUUGUAUGAGCGCGGCACAGGAUGAGAAAGCUCCCGUUAGCGACGCUUGCUGCUCCCAGGUGAAGAACAUUGGCAAGAACCCGAGCUGCCUCUGCGCUGUAAUGCUUUCCGACAUGGCCAAGGCCUCUGCAAUCAAGCCUGAAAUCGCCCUUACCAUUCCCAAGCGCUGCAACAUUGCAAAUCGCCCAGUCGGUUACAAGUGUGGACCUUACACACUUCCAUGAAGACCAAACACUAUGUACCGCGCUUGAAGUACUUAAAAAUCUGGUAGAUACUGGUGUUGUGACAAUUCUGUUGCUUUACAGUCUUUGUUACCAAUAAAGUGUAGAAGCUUGAAUGUAUCUAUCUAUCCUAAAUAACAUGGACAGUAUCACUAUCAGUACUAGUACUUCCAUACUACUUUUUUU
Molecule: messenger RNA, 591 nt
Organism: Tripterygium wilfordii
Lineage: Eukaryota; Viridiplantae; Streptophyta; Magnoliopsida; Celastrales; Celastraceae
Exons: 2
Coding region: 52-408 (118 amino acids)
Biological process (GO): systemic acquired resistance
Molecular function (GO): fatty acid binding
Source: RefSeq, a predicted model, not a curated record